CGGGUCAGAGUGCGAACAGCCAACACCAAAAAUGGUGAAGAAAGCUAAGAAACGCUCCCCAGCUUCUUCUUCAGUCUCAUCUCCUGCUACAAACCCUAAUACAAUGACCAAAGAGAAGAUGGCGUUGAGAGUAACAUCAACGGAGAGGAUGGUGCUGAGGGUAAGAUCAACCGAGAAGAUUAAGAGGGCGGUCAUGGAGAGUAGAGUUAGUGAGAAAGAGAAGAAACCUAGAUCAGCAAAUAAGGCCAAAGCGAAGACGAAGAAGAGAUCCCAGAGAGUAGACCCCAAGAAACCAAAGAAACCGCCCACUGCGUUCUUCUACUUCUUGGAGGAUUUUCGCAAGGAGUUUCAGGAACAGAAUCCAGAUGUCAAGUCAAUGCGUGAUAUUGGCAAGGCAUGUGGAGAGAAAUGGAAAACAAUGACAUAUGAGGAAAAGGUUCAAUACUACGAUAUAGCUACUGAAAAGAGAGCAGAGUUUGAUAGAGCCAUGGCAGAUUAUAUCAAGAGACAGGAAAGUGGAGAGGAUGAAGAAAUUGAGGACUCGGAAGCUUACGAGUAGGACGGUAAAUUAUCUCAUCUGGAAAAAACUAUGCUUCACUGGCAUUGAGACACAAUUGGGCGACAAAUUGUACAUUAUUUCAUGGGCAAUUGUUAACCUUUUAGUUUAGAUUAGCUGCAUCUGUAUCAUUUUGUGUAAAUCACCACUUGGAAAAUUGCCUUUUCAGUGAUAAGUAAAUUAGCAAUGUAGAUUUAACAUUUUGUUCAUUUACAUGAACUCUAUUUUUGGUUG
Messenger RNA from Vitis riparia (riverbank grape), 790 nucleotides. RefSeq names its product high mobility group B protein 14. Lineage: Eukaryota; Viridiplantae; Streptophyta; Magnoliopsida; Vitales; Vitaceae. The transcript is spliced from 6 exons. Bases 32 to 559 code for a protein of 175 amino acids. The record is from RefSeq and is a predicted model, not a curated record.